Triticum aestivum (bread wheat) is the source of this 905-nucleotide messenger RNA. Its product is annotated as dirigent protein 21-like. The transcript has a single exon. Lineage: Eukaryota; Viridiplantae; Streptophyta; Magnoliopsida; Poales; Poaceae. The coding region runs from base 112 to 669 and encodes 185 amino acids. The record is from RefSeq and is a predicted model, not a curated record.
GCGGCAUGAUCACUAGCUAGAAUGCUCACCACGGCGGACAGUACUCCUGCUGCAUUUGGCUGUCCAAGGUAAGCAAAACAGACCACGGGACAGAAUGAGUCGGCCGUGAUAAUGCUAGGCAGGGUCAUCUUCUGCGUGGUGAUCGCCGCGGCCGUCCUCGCCGUCGUCCUGCUCGCCACCGUCUCCCCUCUCCCCCACCGGUCCACCGCGCGCCCCCGGGGACUCCGCGACAUCACGGUGUACAUCCAUCCGGCGGCGUCAGGUGCCGCGAGGCAUAAGCAGGGCGCCGCGCACGGAGACGAAGGGGUGGCGAGGGCGCUGGUGUUCCGCCACCGGAUGACGGCGGGGCCGGAGAUCACGUCAGCGGCCGUCGGCGCGGCCUCGGGGUUCGUUCUCCCGGGCGAGCGCGGCUCGGCGAUGUCGGCGUUCGACACGGUGCACCUGGCGUUCGACGCGCCCGGGCUGUCCGGCAGCCUCUGCGUGGAGGUGGCCAGGGACAAGGAGGCGCUCUGUGUGGUGGGCGGCACGGGCGCGUUCGCGUUCGCGCGCGGGCGCGGCGCCGUCCUGCGCCCGGAGCGGGGGAAGCGGCUGGACGGCGGCGGCGCCGGGACGGCGUUGCGUCUUGAGCUGAGCCUGAGCCUGAGCGUCGCGUCCGCUGGCGCUGGGUAACAACGACUAACAGCUGUGCGUACGAGUCUACGUACAAGAUGAGAGCCGAUUAGCGUUCCUUCUUCUUUUCCUUUUUGCUGUUUUUGAUUCCGCGAGAUAUAUAUAUUCCCGGAACUGUAAGCCUGUAAUGCUAAUGCAGCUUUGAGUUGAUUGCGUGAGAGUGAUACGCCAAACAUUGCGUAAUCACUAGUUUGUUUCCCCUAAAAAAGAAGAAGUAUUUUGAGUGGAGACUGGGA